CCGGCCCCGCUCCCGCCCCGGUCCCGCUCCCGGUCCCGCUCCCGGACCCGGCCCCGUUCAGUCCCGGCCUGUCCCGUCCCGGUACCGCCAUGACGCUCCUCGCCGCCGGCAGCCGGGCGGCCGCGCGCCUCCGCGGGCCCAAGAAUGCGCCGUGUGUCCUCUUUGCUGCUCGCCACGCCAGCGCCGCCACGAACCUCAAAGACGUCCUGGCCACCAUGAUCCCCAAGGAGCAGGCGAAGAUCAAGAGCUUCCGGCAGCAGCACGGCAGCACGGCCAUCGGGCAGAUCACGGUGGACAUGGUGUACGGUGGCAUGAGGGGCAUGAAAGGGCUGAUCUACGAGACCUCCGUGCUGGAUCCUGAUGAGGGCAUCCGCUUCCGUGGCUACAGCAUUCCCGAGUGCCAGAAGAAGCUGCCCAAAGCUGCAGGGGGAGAGGAGCCGCUGCCUGAGGGACUCUUCUGGCUGUUGGUGACUGGAGAAAUCCCAACCCAGGAGCAGGUGACCUGGCUGUCCCGGGAGUGGGCCAAGCGUGCAGCUCUGCCCUCCCACGUGGUGACCAUGCUGGACAACUUCCCCACCAACCUGCACCCCAUGUCCCAGCUGAGCGCCGCCGUCACCGCCCUCAACAGCGAGAGCAAAUUCGCCCGCGCUUACGCCGAGGGCAUCCACCGCGCCAAGUACUGGGAGUUUGUGUACGAGGACGCCAUGGACCUGAUCGCCAAGCUGCCGUGCGUGGCCGCCAAGAUCUACCGGAACCUUUACCGCGAGGGCAGCGGCAUCGGGGCCAUCGACCCCAACCUCGACUGGUCCCACAACUUCACCAACAUGCUGGGCUACACCGACCCGCAGUUCAUCGAGCUGAUGCGGCUCUACCUCACCAUCCACAGUGACCACGAGGGAGGGAACGUGAGUGCCCACACGAGCCACCUCGUGGGCAGCGCCUUGUCUGACCCGUACCUCGCCUUCGCCGCGGCCAUGAACGGGCUGGCCGGGCCCCUGCACGGCCUGGCCAACCAGGAGGUGCUGCUCUGGCUCACUGACCUGCAGAAGGAGCUGGGCCAGGACGUGUCGGACGAGAAGCUGCGGGAUUUCAUCUGGAACACGCUCAACUCGGGCAGGGUGGUGCCGGGCUAUGGGCACGCGGUGCUGCGGAAGACGGACCCGCGCUACACCUGCCAGCGGGAGUUCGCCCUCAAGCACCUGCCCAAGGACCCCCUGUUCAAGCUGGUGGCACAGCUCUACAAGAUCGUCCCCAACGUGCUGCUGGAGCAGGGCAAGGCCAAGAACCCCUGGCCCAACGUGGAUGCCCACAGUGGGGUCCUGCUGCAGUACUACGGCAUGAAGGAGAUGAAUUACUACACGGUGCUGUUCGGGGUGUCGCGGGCCCUGGGCGUCCUGUCCCAGCUCAUCUGGAGCCGGGCGCUGGGAUUCCCCCUGGAGAGGCCCAAAUCCAUGAGCACCAAGGGCCUGAUGCAGCUCGUGGGCUACAAAUCCGGGUAAAGAAGGGACGGGGACAAAGCUCCCGCAGGGAACGCCGCGCUGCUGGGCCCGGCCCGGACGCCCUCGGCACUGAACCCCCCUCGGGACCCCCCCCCGGCUGCUCCCCCUCCCCUCCCACCCGCCUUGGG
Messenger RNA from Catharus ustulatus (Swainson's thrush), 1627 nucleotides. It is a transcript of the gene CS, whose product is annotated as citrate synthase. Lineage: Eukaryota; Metazoa; Chordata; Aves; Passeriformes; Turdidae. Gene Ontology annotation, biological process: carbohydrate metabolic process; tricarboxylic acid cycle; citrate metabolic process. Gene Ontology annotation, cellular component: mitochondrial matrix. The record is from RefSeq and is a predicted model, not a curated record. The coding region runs from base 90 to 1499 and encodes 469 amino acids. The transcript is spliced from 11 exons.